Molecule: messenger RNA, 3093 nt
Organism: Rhagoletis pomonella (apple maggot)
Lineage: Eukaryota; Metazoa; Arthropoda; Insecta; Diptera; Tephritidae
Gene: Mcm6
Product: DNA replication licensing factor Mcm6
Exons: 4
Coding region: 120-2606 (828 amino acids)
Biological process (GO): mitotic DNA replication; DNA replication initiation; double-strand break repair via break-induced replication
Cellular component (GO): nucleus; MCM complex
Molecular function (GO): ATP binding; single-stranded DNA binding; single-stranded 3'-5' DNA helicase activity
Source: RefSeq, a predicted model, not a curated record
GCCGCUGCUGUCAAAUUCCAUUCAAGCAUCUUUCGCCGUCAGCGUGUUUGGGAAAUUGUGUGACAAAAAUUAAAAUAAGCGGCGAUUUGUUUGUUUCGUGAUAAAUCUGAACUCAAAUCAUGGAUGUAGCAGAUGCACAAAUCGGACAAUUACGUGUAAAAGAUGAGGUGGGGUUGCGAUGUCAGAAACUUUUUCAGGACUUCUUGGAAGAAUUCAAGGAAGAUGGCGAAAUUAAGUAUGUGAAACCUGCUGCAGAUUUAGAAUCGCCGGAUCGCUAUACAUUGGAAGUGUCUUUCGAUGAUGUCGAGAAGUACAAUCAGAAUUUGGCUACCACAAUUAUUGAAGAAUACUUUCGAAUAUACCCUUUCCUCUGCCAAUCGGUUUCUAACUUCGUCAAGGAUCGUUGCGGCCUGAAAAAUGAGAAAGAAUGUUACAUAUCUUUCACUGAUGUGCCUACACGUCACAAAGUGCGCGACUUAACAACCUCCAAGAUUGGCACUUUGAUCCGCAUUUGCGGCCAAGUGGUACGUACACAUCCUGUACAUCCGGAACUUGUGACCGGUACUUUCAUGUGCAUAGAUUGUCAAACGGAAAUUCGAAAUGUAGAGCAGCAAUUUAAAUUCACCAAUCCAACUAUAUGUCGAAAUCCUGUUUGUAGUAAUCGACGUCGUUUCAUGCUGGAUGUGGAAAAAUCACUUUUUGUUGAUUUCCAAAAAAUACGCAUACAGGAAACACAAUCGGAGUUGCCGCGCGGUUGCAUACCGAGAUCUGUUGAAAUUAUUUUGCGUUCAGAAUUGGUGGAAACUGUGCAAGCGGGAGACCGUUACGAUUUUACUGGCACAUUGAUAGUUGUACCCGAUGUAGGUGUAUUAAAUAUGCCCGGCGCUAAAGCUGAUAUGGGUUCGCGGCAUAAACCAGGAGAUGGGCCUGAGGGUGUGACUGGUUUAAAGGAAUUGGGUACCCGAGAACUUAACUAUCGCAUGUCAUUCUUGGCCUGUAGUGUACAAGCAACAACAGCACGUUUUGGCGGUACUGACCUGCCUAUGUCUGAGGUAACUGCGGAGGAUAUGAAAAAACAAAUGACCGAUGCUGAAUGGAACAAAGUUUAUGAAAUGUCCAAGGAUCGUAAUUUGUACAAUAAUCUUAUCACCAGCUUGUUUCCUUCCAUCUAUGGUAACGAUGAGGUCAAACGUGGCGUUUUGCUUCAACUCUUUGGUGGUGUCGGAAAAACUACACAUGAAAAAACAACUUUGCGUGGUGAUAUCAACGUUUGCAUCGUAGGUGAUCCUAGUACUGCCAAAUCUCAGUUUCUGCGUCAAGUCGCCGACUUCUCACCGCGCGCAGUUUACACAUCCGGCAAGGCUUCUACUGCAGCUGGUCUUACUGCUGCCGUGGUGCGUGAUGAGGAGAGUUUCGAUUUUGUUAUUGAAGCUGGCGCCCUAAUGUUGGCUGACAACGGCAUCUGCUGCAUUGAUGAGUUCGACAAAAUGGAUCCGCGCGAUCAAGUCGCCAUCCACGAAGCUAUGGAACAGCAAACAAUUUCUUUGGCGAAAGCUGGUGUGCGUGCCACAUUAAAUGCGCGCACUUCAAUUUUGGCGGCCGCAAAUCCCAUUAACGGCCGGUAUGAUCGUACAAAAAGCUUGCAGCAGAACAUACAGUUGUCAGCACCUAUUAUGUCACGUUUCGACUUAUUCUUCAUACUCGUAGAUGAAUGCAACGAAGUUGUGGACUAUGGCAUAGCACGCAAAAUUGUCGAUCUACAUUCGCAUAUAGAAGAAUCCGUUGUAUGUGCUUAUACGCGCGAAGAAGUAUUGCGCUACAUCACAUUCUCACGCCAAUUCAAGCCAAUUAUUGGCGAAGAAGCGAAGAAGUUGCUCGUUGAGAAUUAUGGGCACUUGCGACAACGUGACACAGGUGUUGCGGGUCGUAGUACGUGGCGUAUAACGGUGCGUCAGUUGGAGUCAAUGAUUCGACUAAGUGAAGCAAUGGCGAAACUUGAAUGUAUGAAUGAAGUACAGGAGCGACACGUAAAAGAAGCUUAUCGGUUGCUUAACAAAUCAAUUAUACGAGUCGAACAGCAGGACAUUCAUCUGGACGAUGACGAAGGUAAUGAAGAUGCCUAUAUUGGCGAUGUAGAAAUGGAAAAUAACGCUGCAGUAGCCAAUGGUUCCACUAAUAUCAUUGCCACGGAUGGUGCAUACGCAGAAGAGGUUGCUGAAGCGGGUGGAAGCGCUUUGCAAAAGAAAAAGCUUACAUUGUCAUUUGAAGAUUAUAAAAAUCUAUCCACUAUGCUGGUGCUGCAUAUGCGUAACGAGGAAGCACGCUGCGAGACAGAAGGAGCCGAUACUGGUAUGAAGCGCAGUGAUGUGGUUACCUGGUAUUUAGAGCAAGUAGCCGAUCAAAUUGAAACAGAAGAGGAGCUUAUCUCACGCAAACAUUUAAUCGAGAAAGUUAUUGAUCGUUUAAUAUAUCACGAUCAAGUGAUUAUACCUUUGAAGACAACUGAGCUGCGACAGCCCGGCAAGAGUCCGCGGCGCACCGAGGAAGACGCGGAGGAACCGGACGAUCCAUUGCUGGUCGUGCAUCCCAAUUACAUUGUGGAAUGAAGCAGAAGUAUUAGGGACCACAAAAGACAAAUUUCGCACGCAGUUACAUUUUUUCCAUAUGAACAGUUUUGGUCUAAACUACUAGAAUUAAGUUAUAUGUUAUUGAAUGCAUUUUACUUCGAACUAUGCAUGUAUGUAUACAUGGGUUCACUGUUGAGUACAAAAAAAAGGAAAACAUUUUUAUAAAUCGAGAUUUUUUAGUUAGUUCUUACUUCAUGCCUAAUAUGAGAAUUGCAAACACUUCAGUAAUUACAUAGUGGGUUGCUUUUUGGAAUAGGGAAGAUUUUUUCAACACCUAAACCCAAUAGACUGUGAGUCAACUUGGAAAUGCAGUCGUACAAACGGAAAACCAUGCACGUUGCCAAAUCUACCCGAGGAAACUCGUUGCGAGAACCUCCACUUAGCAAAAAACGAGACGCUCUUGAAGGGAAGGUGCUGCUACACCGUUGUGGCAAUCCACAUUAGACAAAUCUCUGGAAGCUUUCUU